Messenger RNA from Gallus gallus (chicken), 2739 nucleotides. It is a transcript of the gene CCDC9, whose product is annotated as coiled-coil domain containing 9. NCBI's taxonomy places the organism in Eukaryota, Metazoa, Chordata, Aves, Galliformes, Phasianidae. Gene Ontology annotation, molecular function: ubiquitin-like modifier activating enzyme activity. Gene Ontology annotation, biological process: protein modification process. The record is from RefSeq and is a predicted model, not a curated record.
GGGGUGGCGGAAAGUCCCGAGCGCUGUGAGGAGAACGGCAGCGGCGGCAGAGAGAGAAAUGGUGGAGAAAGAGGAAGGGGAGGGGGGGCCCGGCGGCAUCAGCGAGGAGGAGGCGGCGCAGUACGACCGUCAGAUCCGUCUGUGGGGGCUGGAGGCCCAGAAACGGCUGCGGGCAUCUCGUGUGCUGCUGGUGGGGCUGCGUGGUCUCGGUGCAGAGGUGGCCAAGAACCUCAUCCUGGCAGGGGUGCGGGCGCUCACCAUGCUGGACCACCACCAGGUGUCCCCUGAGGACACGCGGGCGCAGUUCCUGGUCCCUGCUGGCUCUGUGGGGCGCAAUAGGGCCGAGGCAUCGCUGGAGAGGGCACAGAACCUCAACCCCAUGGUGGAUGUCAAGGCUGACCCCGAGAACGUCGAGAGCAAACCUGAAGCUUUCUUCACCCAAUUCGAUGCUGUGUGCGUGACGUGCUGCUCUCGGGACGCCAUGCUGCGCAUCGACCACAUCUGCCACCAGAAUGGCAUCAAGUUCUUCGCCGGCGACGUCUUCGGCUACCACGGCUACGCCUUCGCCGACCUGGGGGAGCACGACUUCGUGGAGGAGAAAACCAAAGUGGCCAAAGCCAACAGCCCUGCGGUGGAGGAUGGACCCGGUGCCAAGAGGGCAAAGCUGGAUGCUGCGGAGACCACCAUGGUGAAAAAGCGCAUCCACUUCUGCCCAUUGAAGGAUGCUCUGAACCCGGACUGGAGCAGUGAGCAGGCGCAGGCAGCGCUCAAACGCACCUCCCCAGACUUCUUCCUCCUCCAAGUGCUGCUGCAGUUCCGCACCGAUGCUGGACGAGACCCCCAACCCCAGCACUACACUGAGGACUGCGCACGGCUGCUGAGCAUCCGGGGGGGGCAGCCGGGGGCCGGGGCACUGCCUGACACCUUUGUGGGCUACUGCUUCUCGGAGAUGGCUGCUGUCUGCGCCGUGGUGGGGGGUGUCCUGGGCCAGGAGGUGGUCAAGCCACCCGGACAGGAAGCGGAAGUGGUUCAUCCGCGCGGGGCACUGUGGGAAAGCGACGGCCGCGUCCGGCGCAACGCCACUAUGGCAGCAGCGUUGGAUGUGGGCUCCAAGGAGCAGAAGGACGCGGCGUUGGAUCGGCGCAUCGCUGCGCUGCGCAAGAAGAACGAGGCUCUGGUGCGGCGCUACCAGGAGAUCGAGGAGGACCGGCGGCGCGCUGAGCUGCGGGGGGGGGGCGGUGACGGCACCACGACGGACGCGGGACCCCCAACGCCGCUAUGGGGCUACGGAGCAGCCCCCCCGCAGCGCCCCCCGGAAACCCCCCACUGCCACCCCCAGACCCCCCCGGACCUCCACGCGCCCCCCCAGGACGAAGCGCCCCCUACCCAAAAUAUGGGGGGUGGCGACGGGGUCCAUAUGGCUGUAGGGGGGGGGCGGGGGGGGCGCGGGCGGAGGGCUCGGGGUCGGGGGGGCAGCGGAGCUGCGGGGGCGGGGGGGGACGGCGUCGAUCGACGGAACCAGGAAUGGGAGGAGCGACGGCGGCAGAACAUUGAGCGGAUGAAUGAGGAGAUGGAGAAGAUCGCGGAGUACGAACGCAACCAGCGGGACGGUGUCCACGAGCGGAACCCCGUGAGGAACUUCUUGGAUGACCCCCGGCGCUGCGGCCCGGCGCAGGAGGAGGGCAGCCGACGGCACGGCCGCAACUGGGGGGGCCCCGACUUUGAGGGCGUGAGGGCGGGCAUGGAGCGCGAGAAGGGCCGCAGCCCGAAGGCGGCUGACGUGACGCUGUCCAUGACGGGCCGGGAACGCGCCGAAUACGAGCGCUGGAAACGGGAACGGGAACGGAUCGACCGCGAGCGCCUGGCGCGGCACCGGCAGCCCACCGGGCAAUGGCGGAGAGAGUGGGACGCACACAAAUCCGACAGCAUGUUUAAGGACGGCGCCCCCCCCUCGGAUCCUGCCCCCCACAACCCCCCCAGUUUGCCCCCCCCCCGCACGGAGCGCCGUCGGAAGGGUCGGGGCCGCAGCCCCCCCCCCUCCAAACCCUACAGCAUGCAUGACGACCGCUGGGAGGAAGAGGAGGGAGUGGAGGAAGAGCAGCAGCAGCAGCAGGAGACACGGACCCCCCCCCCCGGAUGAUGAGGACGAAUGGGAGGACGUCAGCGAUGACGAUGGCGACGCCGCCCCCCCCCCCGCCCCCCCCAGCGUCCCCCCCCCACAAAAACAGCGCCGCCCCCCCCCCGCCCCCCCUCAGGGAUUGGGGGGAAGAGAUGGAGAAUGGGGCCCCCCCCACGGCCCCCCCCGAGAGCACAGAAGCCGCCCCCCCCACGCCCCCCCCCGGCGCCGCCGUGGAUUUGUCUGAUUUCCUCCGGGUGCGUUUCCGUAAGAGCUGAUUAUUAAGAGCCCAUUAACGACUUUAUUGUUAAUUAAUUAAUUGAUUGAUUGAUUGAUCACCCUACUAACUUAAUUAAUUAGCCAGGGCGGUGGCCUUAUUGCCCCCCCACCCAACCCCCCCCCCUUCCCAACCAUAAAGCACUGCACAGAUCCUGCCCACCCCCCCUCCCCCCCAAUUAAGUUAUUAAUUAUGCUGUUAUUUAUUAAUUAAGGGGGGAGUGGGGGGGGGCGGCAUGAUUAGAUUAAUAAUUAAGUUGUCCCCUCCCCCCCCCCCCCCAUACAGACUUGAGAGCGCCGCGGAGAUCCCGACCCCCCCCCCCCAAUAAACAUAUGAUUGUUAAUUA